Messenger RNA from Colletotrichum paranaense, 774 nucleotides. Its product is annotated as GDSL-like Lipase/Acylhydrolase. Lineage: Eukaryota; Fungi; Ascomycota; Sordariomycetes; Glomerellales; Glomerellaceae. The transcript has 2 exons. The record is from RefSeq and is a predicted model, not a curated record. The coding region runs from base 1 to 774 and encodes 257 amino acids. Gene Ontology annotation, molecular function: hydrolase activity, acting on ester bonds.
AUGGACAUGACUGACGGGAUGCGAGCUGCAGGGAACGGGGCUGCUCGAGUAUCGAAUAAUGCCUGGCCUACAGACAAAUACCAAUUCAGCUACAAGGGUCGCUUUUCGAACGGCAUCGUCUGGGCAGAAUAUGUAGCAGCUAAUCUCUCAUUGCCCCUUUACGACUAUGCGGUAGGAGGUGCAACGACUUCGAAUGCCCUUAUCCAGGGCUACACAGGCGCAAAGGGUGAUAUCGCUGUACCUUCUGUUAUUGAUCAAGUCGUCUCGUGCUUGGCGAAGAUAAAUCCUCAAGGAGGAGCCUUCGAAGCGUCCGAUUCAUUGGCAAUGGAAAGCCCAUUGCUGAUAUUGUUUGCUGGUGCCAACGAUAUCCUGUUUAACGCCAACAUCAGUGCUUCGCAGUCGUAUCAAAUUCUUCGUCAAGCCGAAGCACAGCUCCGCGAUGCGUACCCAAGUGCAAGAGUCUUGACUCUAACGCCGCCCGAUAUCUCCAGACUUCCGUAUGGCUUCUACUUGGAAGACAAUCUGGCAAAAAACCAGUUGCGAGCUUUCACAGACCAGCUGGGAGAACUACUCGACAGGUCAAAGACGGGAGCCGUCAACCUUGAUCUUCGGCCGCUCUUCGACGACUUUGAGUACUAUGCUUCUCCUCGGGCGUACGGAUUUGACCCACUGGGAAAGUACGGCAGUUGCCUCGAAGGUGCAUAUGGCGAGACGCCGAAUGUGACGAUCUGCGGAGACCCAGAUAGGCGGGUAUACUGGGACGAAUACCAGUGA